Molecule: messenger RNA, 2727 nt
Organism: Erpetoichthys calabaricus (reedfish)
Lineage: Eukaryota; Metazoa; Chordata; Cladistia; Polypteriformes; Polypteridae
Product: tetratricopeptide repeat protein 38-like
Exons: 14
Coding region: 128-1534 (468 amino acids)
Molecular function (GO): protein binding
Source: RefSeq, a predicted model, not a curated record
UGACAAACCACAUUGCCCUGCCCCCUAGACUUCGUCAUGUUUAAUAUAAAAGCUAACAAACUGAGUAGCUGAACAAAUUUGCUACAGCAGCAACUGAACAGUUUUGGAGAAUACCUGAAGUACAAGGAUGCCUUUUCCUUACGCUUUCAGAGACUGCAAAGCUUGGGAGUCUGACGGCCUUACUCUCUCUACAACCAGUAAUGAAGCCUGCAAACUAUAUGAUGCAGCACUGACCCAAUCUAUUGCUUGGUAUAAGGAUGAGACUAUUGGUGGACUACCAGAUUGUCUAUCCAAGAUGCUGAAAGAAGAUCCAGACUUUGUUAUGGGACAUGUUCUUGCAAAUGGCCUGGAGCUCAUGGGGACUGCACGUUCUGCAUUAAAAGAUAAAAGCUUUUCUGCGACCUUUGACAACAUUGUGCAACUUUCAAAGAAACAGACCAUCACUGAACGAGAGCAGCUGCAUGUUUCUGCAUUGGACUUUUUUGCUAAAGGGUCCUUCCCAAAGGCAUGCAGUAUAUGGGAGAAGAUUCUUGUGGAUUAUCCAACUGACCUUAUGGCUCUUAGGUUUGCUUAUGUCGCUUAUUUUUGCAUGGGAUACCAACCUCAGUUGAGGGAUUGUGUGGCCAGGGUUCUUCCCCACUGGGGUCCUCAUUCACCACUUUAUGGAUAUUUAAAAGGCAUGCAUGGGUUUGGACUUGUGGAAACAAAUUUUUAUGACAGAGCAGAAAAGGAGGCUAAAGAGGCCCUGGCUCUAAACCCUGGCGAUGCCUGGUCUGUACAUUGCAUGGCUCAUGUCCAUGAAAUGAGAUCUGAUAUUGACAAAGGUAUCAAGUUUAUGGAGGAGACUGAGAAUAACUGGAAGAACUGUGAUGUAAUCGCUUGUCACAAUUACUGGCAUUGGGCACUGUACUUAAUUGAUAAGGGUGAUUAUGAAGCUGCCUUGAAAAUCUAUGAUGAUAAGAUAUACCCUGGUUGCCUCUCUUUUGGUGCCAUAUUGGAUUAUACAGAUUCUUCCUCAUUUCUCUGCAGAAUGGAGAUGGAAGGUGUGGAAGUGGCAGACCGCUGGAAAGAUGUGUCACGCCUCACUAAAAAACAUGUUGAAGACCACGUUCUGCUGUUCAAUGACUUUCACUUCCUCCUUGCUGCACUAAGAGGGAAAGAUGAUGAAUCAGCAACUCUUUUGAUGAACACUUUAGAAGAAUGUGUGAAAUCGCCAGGAGAAAACCACAAUUAUACCCUGGGGAAAGAAUUAGGAAUCCCCCUGUGUAAAGCUGUGAUUGAAUACGAAAGUGGUAAUUACAGCAAGGCAGUGGAGCUACUGCAUCCUAUUCGUUACCAGAUAGUUUUGAUUGGAGGAAGUAAUGCACAGAGAGAUGUCUUGAAUCAGUACUUAAUCCAUGCAGCCAUGAAAUCGGACAAUAAGUCACAUAAAAAGCUUGCAAGAUGUCUGCUAUUGGAGCAAGAAAACCUCAAACCAAAAUCUUGUCUGAUUCAGAGACUCAAGAAAAAGGCAGAUGACCAGCUUGCGAAUUAAUACUGCAUUUAAAUUUACUUGUGAUCUUUAUUGUACACACAUAGAUCUACUUCUAUAUAUUUUUAAUUUGUAUUUUAUAUUUCUAAUUAAAAUCAAUCAUAAAAUUUCUGAGCAUUGCAAAGCUGAAUAUGGUUGUGGCAGCAGAUACUAACGUUAUCUUUGUAUCUAUUGUAUCAUGAAUCAAAAAUUAGUAAUAAUUUUAUUAUUCUUGUUUAAUCAAUUUUAGAUUUACAUUUUCAUUCAUUCAUACUGAGUAUGCUUAAGUAUGUGUUUGAAAUACUUAUCCUCAGAUUAGUUUUAUACAUUUAAGUAAGUCACAGUUUUAAAAUGUUUGUGACCAGAUAUGGGAAUGAGAGGAGAGUGACUGCAGAGAAUAGUUAGGAUGCCAGCCAGGUCAUCCCAUUUAUUACUUGUCUGGAACUUAAGUUGUCACUGGUUAGCAUUCAAGAAAGUAAGUAGCCCGUGGGCAAAGAACCUAACAAGGGAAAACUUUUAUCAAUUAAGAACUGUCUGAUGAGCUUUUAGGUUCUUUAGGAGCUCCGUCUGGUGGUCUGCUCAGACUCAAAAGAUGCCUCCUUCCGGACAACUGGGCUUCUUAUAUCAUGGGAACUAAAAGAGGCGGGGUUAGGUGCACUUGCAGGGUGGGGUUUCUGAACUGCAGGGAGAAAAUAAGAAAAACAGUUAAUGACAACACCCCCUCUCACCUUAUCACAGACCUUGAGUGAGCUAGCGAGGUCGUCCUCAGAUGCACAUGCAUAACAGAUUUCAGGGUUGCCUAAUCCUGGUCCUGGGUGGCCAAAGUGAUUGCAAGCUUUCACUCAACCAGUUGUUUGAUUCAAAAUCAAUCCUUUGUUUUUUUAACUUCUCUUUUAUCUAGAUGAUUUUUCACCUUAGCUCUCUGCCUGCACUCUACAAAAUUGAUAAUACUAUGAUUUUAAUUCUGUAAAAAAACUCAUUUACUGCCAUUGCAUUUACUCUAUACAAUAGGAUUCAGUUCAGUUUCUGUUUUUUAUUUGCUUCAUGUGCAUUCAGGUGCUUAAUGUAAGUGUCAUGUUCUUUUUCCUGAGCCAAAAGAUAAAUAACAAUGAGGUGUGAUACUAAAGGAGCCAAAAACCACUGGUACCAUUUGCAAGUUCUGAAUGUGUUCAUCAUUAUUUGCUUCUAAAUAAAUCAUUACAAUAUUGAAAAACUGA